This is a messenger RNA of Chaetura pelagica (chimney swift), 708 nucleotides long. It is a transcript of the gene CFAP20, whose product is annotated as cilia and flagella associated protein 20. Gene Ontology annotation, biological process: regulation of cilium beat frequency involved in ciliary motility; positive regulation of cell motility; cilium assembly. The transcript has 8 exons. The record is from RefSeq and is a predicted model, not a curated record. NCBI's taxonomy places the organism in Eukaryota, Metazoa, Chordata, Aves, Apodiformes, Apodidae. Gene Ontology annotation, cellular component: motile cilium; ciliary basal body. The annotation marks the transcript as partial.
GUUGCAGCAAAACAUGGUGUGAAGCUGGUGCGCAAUGGCCACAUCAAGCGGAUCACAGACAAUGACAUCCAGUCACUGGUGCUGGAGAUUGAAGGAACUAAUGUCAGUACCACGUACAUCACAUGCCCUGCUGACCCAAAGAAGACUCUGGGCAUCAAACUACCUUUCCUAGUGAUGAUCAUCAAGAACCUGAAGAAAUACUUCACUUUUGAAGUUCAGGUGCUGGAUGACAAGAACGUUCGCCGGCGUUUCCGUGCAAGUAACUACCAGAGCACGACGCGGGUGAAGCCCUUCAUCUGCACCAUGCCCAUGCGCCUGGACGACGGCUGGAACCAGAUCCAGUUCAACCUGUCAGACUUCACCCGUCGGGCAUACGGGACAAAUUACAUCGAGACCCUGAGAGUUCAGAUCCACGCCAACUGUCGCAUCCGACGGGUCUAUUUCUCUGAUCGGCUCUACUCAGAGGAUGAGCUCCCAGCUGAGUUCAAGCUGUAUUUGCCUGUCCAGAACAAGGCCAAGGCAGCAGCUUCACACUUUAUCCCUGUGGCCAGCUCUCAAGACACCAGUGUAGCUGCCAUAUUUGCACCUUUAAAGCUGGUGAGAUUUGAUCUGGAGUUGGUGGCCAAGCACUCACCAGGAGCCUGGCCCUGGCAGGGCCCUGGCUGGAGUCAUCCCUUGUCCUGGAGGAGCUGGGCUGGCUCCAAGUAA